AUGCAGGAUAAGCUCAAGCAUCCUCAAGAAGAAACCAUUGUCCACACCAUCCCAGAGUCCUCAAUAGUACAUACCUCCAAAUAUGAGGCACACACGGCUUCCGAUAAACCAGAACCAGAACCGGCACAGCCCUCUUCCUCCAGUAACACACUUCCGUCCGCCAUCUCCUCUCGUUUCUCCGACCUUCAACAUCGUUUCGCCCACUUCAUGGAUAACUUCCAAACCCACGUCUUUACAGCCUCCCGCCGCUUAAACGACCUGACAGGUUAUUCGGGGAUCGAAGUGUUAAAGACUGAUAUAGAACACCAAGAAUCUGUGGUCCAGGCAUGUCGUGCAGCCGUGAAGGACGCUCGGGCGCGCUACAGCGAAGCAAUUGCUAAGCGGAGUACGACGCAACGCGAAGUCAAUGAUUUGCUGCACCGCAAACAUACGUGGUCGCCCGCAGAUUUGGAGAGAUUCACCAGUCUAUAUCGGUCCGAUCACGCGAAUGAGCAAGCCGAAACCGCUGCGCAAAAGGAAGUAAGUGACGCAGAAGCCCGGUAUGAAGAGGCGUCCACGAAACUUGCGAAGGCGAUAUUGGCUAGGUAUCAUGAAGAACAAAUUUGGAGUGAUAAGAUAAGGCAGAUGUCCACCUGGGGCACAUGGGGACUGAUGGGAAUCAAUGUAUUGUUGUUCCUGAUCUUUCAAAUCGUCUUGGAACCAUGGCGAAGGAAGCGCUUGGUGAAGGGCUUCGAAGAGAAAGUGGAGUUAGCACUUAAAGAAAGGGAGGAAGAGACCAAGACUGCAGCAUUACAGCCGAAUCAAAGUACUGCGGAGGCUGCAGCGAGCUUCACACCGGGCGAGAAAGUCGAGGCGGUAGCGGAUAAUAUUGCGGAACAGAUCGUCGAUGCUGUUACCGGUGCAACAUCUGAGGAGAAAGCUCCAACGCCGCCUCCAUUGUCGAACAUUGAAGCAGUCGCCGAAUCUUUAACAGCACAAGAACUCGCUGCUGAAGGAACUCUGCCCGCAGGCUCCCCCGACACUCUCCCAUUUGCUGUUCCAACCGAAGAAAUGCCACCACAGCCCGUGAACGGGUCCUCGCGCUGGACAUCUCCUGACUCUCCCCUGGCUUGGUACGAAGACUCUCUGAGAGCACUCUUCAGCGACGACCACAAGAUCCUCGUCUCACAGAGGGAAUUGACCACCGUGGCCAUGGAAGGCGUGGCAGGCGGAAUGGCAAUUAUGGGCCUCCUUUUUGUACUCCUCAGGCCCCGGUAG
This is a messenger RNA of Cladophialophora psammophila CBS 110553, 1257 nucleotides long. RefSeq lists its product as uncharacterized. The coding region runs from base 1 to 1257 and encodes 418 amino acids. The transcript has a single exon. Gene Ontology annotation, cellular component: mitochondrial inner membrane. The record is from RefSeq and is a predicted model, not a curated record. NCBI's taxonomy places the organism in Eukaryota, Fungi, Ascomycota, Eurotiomycetes, Chaetothyriales, Herpotrichiellaceae. Gene Ontology annotation, biological process: inner mitochondrial membrane organization.